Magnolia sinica is the source of this 957-nucleotide messenger RNA. RefSeq lists its product as uncharacterized. The record is from RefSeq and is a predicted model, not a curated record. Lineage: Eukaryota; Viridiplantae; Streptophyta; Magnoliopsida; Magnoliales; Magnoliaceae. The transcript has 2 exons. The coding region runs from base 1 to 957 and encodes 318 amino acids.
AUGAUUCAGUCAGGUCAAGAGGCAGGCAUUUUAGGCGGCAUUAGAAUGAGAGGAACAUCUACUCCGAUCUCUCGUAUCCAGUACACUGAUGACACUCUGAUUUUUAGCGAAGCAGACCCUGUCAAGGUUGGUAACUUGCGCACCACGAUUCAUUGUUUCGAGGCAAUGUCGGGAUUAAGGAUCAAUUUGGCAAAAUCUAAGAUGUUUGGGGUUAAUUUGAAGGAAGAGGAGGUUAGCGUGUUUGCUAAUUCUUUUGGGUGCUCCUCGAUUUCGCUUUUGGUGUCCUUUGUUGGUCUCCCGUUAUGUUUGGGCUUGCCUCCUAAAUCCCUUUGGGAUAAGGUUAUUAAUAGGUUCAAAAGCUACCUGGCCAAAUGGAAAUGUAGAUAUCUUUCUUUGGGAGGCCGCCUCACUCUUAUUAAGUUCAAAGAAGGUGGAGCGGGGAUUAAAGAUCUCAAGAGGAUGAAUAUGGCUCUCCUAGGGAAAUGGAUUUGGAGACUUGGGACCGAGGACGAUAGUCUUUGGAAUAAGAUUAUCAAAGGGAAAUACAGCAGGUCUAUCGGUGGUUGGUGGACCAAGGAUUCUUCUCGCUGUAGGGCCUCGGCCCUUUGGAAGGGGAUCUUAUCUUUGAAGAAGGAUGUGCUCAAAGGAAUCGGUUUCGUCCUAGGUAAAAGAGACAAUAUCCGGUUUUGGGAAGAUAUAUGGGUGGGAGAUGUGCCUUUGAAAGAUGACUUCCCAAAUAUUUUCCGUCUUGCCUCCAACCUUGCUAUCCAUGUUGCUAACUGUUUCUCUAUCUCGGCUAACAAAAUUGAGUGGAAUGUGGCCUAUAGGAGGAAUCUUCAUGAUUGGGAGGUCGAAGAGUACGUGGGCCUCCUUGAGCAUAUUUACAGGGGCAUGCCAGACAUCCAUAGCCCAGACAAAUUAUACUGGAAAGCGGAUAAAUCCAGCAAGUUCAGUUAA